AUGGAACCUGAUACAACUCAAAACUCGGGACCAACCCAAACCUCGCCCGAGACAAAGCCCGAUGUCGAACAGCCAGAAGCAAUGUCACUCGACAAUGGAAACUCGACAGUUAACACGCCGAGUGCGCUCGAAACUGACGGGCUUGACGAAGAGGCUGCGCUCAAGAAUCUUACCAAAAACGUUCGAGACCAAGACGAUCUGGAACGUGAUAUUACCCUACAAGCUAGUCGAGCUUUGAUCGAAGCCGAAGACAAGAGAGAUCAGAAGCGCAUCGACAAGGCUGAGGCUACUCGUGCGAGACUCGACAAUCAGAAGAAAACACAGCAACAGAAACUACGACCGGGCAUCACGAACCCAACCGCACGACUACGCAUACAACGAGAGAUAGCACGAAUCGAUGCCGAAAUCGAACUUUGCGACAAAGACAUUGCCGAUUUCCGUGCUCGCAUCGAACAGCGCAACCAGCAGGGCGAGACCGAUACCCUGGCCCCGGCCACCGGCAAAAGACUCCCUAACGAGACCCAGCGAGAAUAUCUCAUCCGAACGGGAAAGAUCACGCCGUUUGCCAAAUUCGGUGGACCCAGACCUGCCGAAGUUGAGGGUGAUCUCGCCAACGCCAUUGUCGAUGCGGAAGACGAGGCUGUCGCCGAAGAACUGGAAGAAAAGGAAGAUGACGGCCCUCGAUCUCAUCAGAAUCUGCGUCUCCCUGGCUUUGCCGAAGAAAAUGAGGUCGCUACUGUAGCUGCUGCAGACGAAUUUUCCCUGCGUCCCCGAAAGAGGCGUAGGGUCCAACCGCCGCCCGAAUCAGAAGACGAGUUUGUGCCGGGAGAGUCUGGUUCCGAAGCGGUAUCUCCCGAGGCCGAUGCCUUCGACGAUUACGACGAUUAUGACAUGACAGACACCACACCCAAGAAGCGGAAGAAGGCAGCUAGAGAGGCUGAUGGUGAUGACAAGGUUGACCUGAGCGGUAUCGAUGAUGGUAACGAAAAAGUCUAUCAAGCAAGACUAAAAGACUGGGUAGCGCGCAGGAGCAAUGCACGACGGGCUCGUCAGCAGAGAAUCGGCCAGCCAGUUGACAAGGAUGACAGGGUGGAAGAAUGGUUCAAGCCAUCACCGGACCAGCCUGACCACCAGUUUGAGAAUGGUCUCAAGCUGCCAGGCGAUAUUUACCCAUCUCUUUUUGACUACCAGAAGACCGGCGUACAGUGGCUAGCAGAGCUAUACGCUCAGCAAGUUGGAGGUAUAGUUGGAGACGAGAUGGGGCUGGGCAAAACUGUGCAACUGAUUUCGUUCGUGGCUGCGUUACACUACAGUCGAAAGCUUGACAAGCCCGUCAUUGUUGUAGCCCCGGCAACAGUCUUGCGUCAAUGGGUAAACGAAUUUCACCGCUGGUGGCCACCACUUCGAGUAUCUAUCCUCCACUCCUCUGGCAGUGGCAUGCUCAAUGUCCGCAACGAAGGGGAGCUUGACGACAGAGAGGAUGACUACGGCAAGAGAAAGCCGAAAAAGUCCAGCCAGGCUGCAAAGAGGAUCGUCGAACGCGUUGUCAAGCAUGGUCAUGUGCUGGUCACAACUUAUGCCGGCUUGCAGACGUACGGCGAUGUCUUGAUCCCGGUUGACUGGGGCUAUGCCGUACUGGAUGAAGGACAUAAAAUCCGAAACCCAAACACAGCAAUCACCAUUUACUGCAAGGAACUUCGGACACCUAACCGCGUGAUUCUUUCCGGCACGCCGAUGCAGAACAACUUGACAGAGCUAUGGUCACUCUUUGAUUUCAUCUACCCCAUGCGGCUCGGUACUUUGGUCGCCUUCCGAAAUCAGUUUGAGAUCCCAAUCAAACUCGGCGGUUAUGCCAACGCAACCAACCUUCAGAUCAUGACUGCUCAGAAAUGUGCAGAGACGUUGAAAGAGACCAUCAGCCCUUACCUACUUCAGCGGCUGAAAGUAGACGUGGCCGCUGAUCUACCCAAGAAAAGCGAACAGGUCCUAUUUUGCAAGCUGUCCAAGCCCCAGCGGGAGGCUUACGAACUCUUCCUCAAGUCGGAUGACAUGACUGCCAUUCUCAACAGGACUCGCCAAUCCCUCUACGGUAUCGAUAUCUUGCGUAAAAUCUGUAAUCAUCCGGAUCUGCUCGAUCCGCGGCUCAAAGAUGAUCCUUCAUACCAAUGGGGCAGUACCAACAAGUCAGGGAAAAUGGCAGUCGUCAAGUCAUUACUCCCGAUGUGGAAGCGUCUUGGCCAUAAAACGUUGCUGUUUUGCCAGGGCACGCAAAUGCUGGACAUUAUCGAGGCGUUUGUAAGGCGUCAGGAUGGUAUCAACUACCUGCGUAUGGAUGGCAAGACGCCCGUCAAAGACCGACAGACGCUUGUUGACCAGUUCAACAAUAAUCCGGACUUACAUAUCUUCCUUCUAACCACCAAAGUGGGCGGUCUCGGCACUAAUCUGACAGGAGCUAACCGGGUCAUCAUCUUCGACCCCGACUGGAACCCAUCAACAGAUGUCCAGGCCAGAGAACGUGCCUGGCGGUUGGGACAGAAGAAGGAAGUCACUAUAUACCGGCUUAUGACAGCUGGAACCAUUGAAGAGAAGAUCUAUCACCGCCAGAUCUUCAAGCAGUUCCUGUCCAACAAGGUAUUGAAGGAUCCAAAGCAGCAGACCUCUUUUAAUCUAAACGACCUCCAUGACCUAUUCAGUCUCAGCUCAUACGAGGACGGGAAGACCGAGACAGCAGAGCUGUUCAAGGGCAGUGAAGUCAGACGCCUGCCUUCAGGACCCAAAGAGAUAGUGUUGCCCGGUAACGACGUGCCAGCUCUCAGGGCCCCUGGAGUAACCAAACCCGUAGAAAUCAAGGACGAAGCCACAAGCGAGGACGAGACAGGCGGCCUCCGUCACAUUGAAGGAGUCGCAGGGCUGGAGACAUUCAAGGACGAUGGACCAGCUCCUGCACCGAAUGAAGAAGACCGCCUGAUGGAGGGUAUCUUUGCACGUUCAGUUCACAGCGCCCUUGAGCACGACGAAAUCAUGAACGGUAGAAAGCCAAAGGUUAAAGCGGAUCGCCGAAUUCUCCAGGCGGAAGCAGACAGAGUUGCUGCUCAAGCGGCCUUGGCUCUCCGUCGUGCAGGUGAGGAAGCCAGAAACGUGCCCAUCGGCACGGUCACCUGGACGGGCGAGUACGGCGAAGCUGGUCGUCCGGCGCUCCGUCGCGAACGCGGAGGUCCCACCUCAGCAGGUGUUCGCGGUGCAGCAAGCGGUGCAGCCCCGUCGAGAGCGCAGAGACCGGCAACGCCGUCAGAUAAUAGGAACCUGAGGGCGGAGGACUUUGAAAGGAUGAUUCCGGCGUUCAUUAAACGGCAUGGCGGCAAAGUCCCAUCCAAAUCGCUCGUUGAUCACUUUAACCACUAUUGCACGGGAGCGAGACAGGCGGAUAUGUUCAAGGUUGCUUUGGAGAAAGUGGCCAAGUUGGAGAAGAAGGGGUCGAGCAUGCGGGGCAUUUGGACGGUUCGUCCGGAGUAUCAGUGA
Sordaria macrospora k-hell is the source of this 3519-nucleotide messenger RNA. RefSeq lists its product as uncharacterized. Lineage: Eukaryota; Fungi; Ascomycota; Sordariomycetes; Sordariales; Sordariaceae. Gene Ontology annotation, molecular function: ATP binding; ATP-dependent chromatin remodeler activity. The record is from RefSeq and is a predicted model, not a curated record. Gene Ontology annotation, cellular component: nucleus. Gene Ontology annotation, biological process: transcription-coupled nucleotide-excision repair.